Molecule: messenger RNA, 288 nt
Organism: Tupaia belangeri chinensis (Chinese tree shrew)
Lineage: Eukaryota; Metazoa; Chordata; Mammalia; Scandentia; Tupaiidae
Gene: ELOB
Product: elongin B
Biological process (GO): transcription elongation by RNA polymerase II
Cellular component (GO): VCB complex; elongin complex
Molecular function (GO): protein binding
Source: RefSeq, a predicted model, not a curated record
GAUGACCAGCUCCUGGAUGAUGGCAAGACACUAGGCGAGUGCGGCUUUACCAGCCAGACGGCGCGGCCACAGGCCCCAGCCACGGUGGGGCUGGCCUUCCGUGCAGAUGAGACUUUUGAGGCUCUCCGCAUCGAGCCCUUCUCCAGCCCCCCGGAGCUGCCUGACGUAAUGAAGCCCCAAGACUCAGGAAGCAGUGCGAACGAACAAGCUGUACAGUGAGGGCCCUUGGCCUGUCCUUUAGAGGCCAAAUUCCCUCCCCCCAAUAAAAAAGAUUUGGGUGUCUGCCUG